Molecule: messenger RNA, 2314 nt
Organism: Bolinopsis microptera
Lineage: Eukaryota; Metazoa; Ctenophora; Tentaculata; Lobata; Bolinopsidae
Exons: 6
Coding region: 497-994 (165 amino acids)
Cellular component (GO): membrane
Source: RefSeq, a predicted model, not a curated record
GCAGAAACGUGGACUCUGAAGAAAGCUGACACUAGAGGCAGAGCAUUAGAUGGGGUCUAUACAAGAAUGCUACGAAGAGUCUUUGGUGUCUCGUGGAAAUCUCACACACCAAACUCCGUUCUAUACGGAAAUAUUCCACCGGUGACAGAUACCAUAAAGACACGACGACUUCGUUUUGCAGGACAUGUGUACCGUCUACAAGACCAACCUGCUCAGCAACUCCUUUUCUGGCAACCCUCCUAUGGUCAUCGGUAUAGAGGACGACAACAUAAAACCUUUCCGGACGUCCUACAAGAAGAUACUGGAUUGGAUCCUGAUAAGUUACGUUGGCUCAUGAGUGAUAGAGAUAAAUGGAGAGAAGCGCUGUCACGAAACUCGUUCCAGAUUUCAUCUGGAUCGACCUAGGCAGGUAGGCAGGAGUCUUGACACCACUUUAGAGUAAGACGGGUUCCUGCUAGUUAAUAUAAUGACCGUAUAUUUGCAAAUCUAGGAAAUAAUGGAUGCACCACCACCACCACAAUACGCUGAGAUAAUGGGACCACCCCCUCCCCAGGGUGAUUAUCCUCCUCAAGAACAACCUGCUUACCCUCCUCCUCAACAGGAAAUAAUGGAUGCACCACCACCACCACUAUACGCUGAGAUAAUGGGACCACCCCCUCCCCAGGGUGAUUAUCCUCCCCCUCAACAGGCGUAUCCUCCGCAAUUUCUGCUGCAACAGGCUCAAGCUCAACAACAUAAUGUUGUGGUACAAGAACCACGAACAAACCUCGUCAUAGCCUGGAUAUCGUGUCUGUGCUGCUGUCUGAUUGGAGCUGCUGCUGUGUCGAAAGCUUACGAGGCAAAAGAGUGUUAUGAACGAGGAGAUUUCGAAGAGGGAAAAAGAGCUGGAGAGGAGGCUUUGAAAUGGGCUAUAGGAUCGAUCAUCACACAAGUAGUCCUGGGAAGCUUAAUUGGUUAUAUUCACUACAGUGUAGAUCAGGCAAACAGGAAGUAGGAACCUCUAGUUAUGUCCAGGAGAUCUAUUCAGAAGAUGACGGAUAUCAAAAGAUACGCUUUUGGUGGAGAGCUCUUUUAAGGUGAAUGUAUUUGACAACUCGAACCAGCUGAAGUUAAGGAAAUGACAGACGCUGGAAAAUGUUCUGAUGUUGAGGAAAAGUACGGACGAAUUAGGUACCUGAAAUGUGAGGACUUGUUACUCGAGGAGAAAUCAGGUAACGUUAGUGAGAUUGACGUAGGUUGCACCCCGGAACUAACAGAAGAAAAUGGAGAAGAACCAACGGGGGAAGAUGGAGGAGAAGAAACAAACAGCACAAAGGAAUGUGAAUAUGAGCAAAGGGACGGAACAGGCCGCUGAGAUCUGCUUCGAGGGGACAAGUUCUUUGACAAAACGGUCUCCGUUGAUUCUGAAAAUUUCAUGAACAAAUAUUGAAACCCUAAUGAGUUCUAUUGUUUUGAGCGAAAUCAGUUUCGCAAAUAUCGCGAACUGAGAUACUGGAUACGGGCGAUUUUGUUAAUUUUUGUACGAUUAUUAAUAUUUGAACACAGAAUCCUCAAUUAGAUAGAUAUUGAGCUGAUAAUCGUAGAGAAUGUGUAGUUUAGGCUAACCAUUUAUAUAAAGUUGGUUUCAUGCAAAAAUAUUGAUAUUUGACCAAAUUUUAUGGGCCAAAAUCGAUCAAAUUUGGUGCUUAUGCCCAAAUAUGGGCAUAUAGUUUUUAGCUCAUAACUCAGUCAUUUUUUGGGGUCCCUGAGGCUUUGCCCAGUUGCCGUCAUCCUGGUCUCACCCGACCUCGCAGAGGUAGAAGCACACCGUCUUUGAUUUGUGUGUAAUGUUUCAGUAGCAAACUUUUAGAGAGAAGAAGUUGCCAGCAUCUCGCACCCGGUUUUUUAUCGACCUUUGCCUGUCUAGAUCCGUAGUGUUUUGUUGCACGUCUUCAUCUGUUUAUAGUUAUACUGGAGUCACCCAGGACAGAUUAACACACUUAAUAGCAGCAACUCGAAAAGGAUGUGAUUCUUCAUCACGCACUAUGGUCAUUGGAAUAGGAGAGGUUAUAGAUUCACGAUCACUAUUCCCUGAGAUUACAAAUAAUCUCUUGCCGCCAAUUACCGUCCACAAAUGAAAAAUGAUACCGAAAAUGAAAUUGGUCGCUCGUAUUUCCCAUUCAUUCACGGCUUACGAAUUUUAAUAAGUUUCGAUUAAUUACAUCAUGCAUAUGUGUUUAUCAAUUAUCCGUGCCAUUUAACUGACACCAUGGCAUCAACUUUAACGCGACUUUCCGCAAAAACCGUAAAAGAUAUACAACUGAAGUCAAAUGCU